AUGCAUCCUUUCAGGUUCUUAUUCGCUAUACUCUCCGUCUUCACUCUUUCUGUGGCCGGCAGCGCCAUCGUCAAGAGAACUCCCGGCACUGACAAUUACGCCGUCCUUACAGCUGCAUUACAGAAAGCUGGCAAGCCCAUUGACCCCAACAAGCGAUACGGGUUGUAUGAAUACUUUGCCGUUGAUGGUCAGUGGAACUGCAAUAAGUACUUCACUCACGUUGCUCUGGUCAUCGGCAACAUCGUGACCGGGUCCAACGGACCCGAGUUCCGUGGCCAGCAGUUUGAGAUGCGCAAGCGUGGCGACGGUGGCAGCGGCGGCAUCCAGGGCGAGCAGACGGUUGCUCAAUACGAGGAGAACUGGUGGGCCAACCACUACCACCCCCUCGAUAUGUAUGGCAACAAGCUGCCUCAGUGGAUUGCGAAUGCCCAUAAGCACGUUUAUGAGCUGGCCGGAGAAGUCGGAGAAAGCCCUUUCCUCGAGAUUCGCGGUCUCGGAGCUGACUACAUCCGCGACCAUCCCACUUACAAUGUUGUAACGAAUAGCUGUCAGACAUACGCCGGAUGGUUGUUCAAGCAGGUCAAGAAAUAG
Molecule: messenger RNA, 591 nt
Organism: Neoarthrinium moseri
Lineage: Eukaryota; Fungi; Ascomycota; Sordariomycetes; Amphisphaeriales; Apiosporaceae
Exons: 2
Coding region: 1-591 (196 amino acids)
Source: RefSeq, a predicted model, not a curated record